Messenger RNA from Harmonia axyridis, 1277 nucleotides. RefSeq names its product zinc finger protein 64-like. Gene Ontology annotation, biological process: regulation of gene expression. Bases 111 to 1016 code for a protein of 301 amino acids. The record is from RefSeq and is a predicted model, not a curated record. Lineage: Eukaryota; Metazoa; Arthropoda; Insecta; Coleoptera; Coccinellidae. Gene Ontology annotation, cellular component: nucleus. The transcript has 2 exons.
AAUAUUAUGCUGUCAUAGUCAUACCUAAUGUUAUUGUUACACAAUUUCAAAUCUAUUUUUCUAAUUUCUGUUAUUAGUUUAUAGUAUAUAUUUUAGGUAAUAACAACAAUAUGGAAAAUGAAACUAAAGAAAUUAUUGAUGAUGGUUUUCAAGUUUACGACCCAGACAUUUUAAAAAGUCAAAAAAUCAAGAUUGAAGAUAUGAUUAUUGGCAAACAUUUUAUGGAAGGAAAUCUAAUUGAAAGCUCAGAAGAUUCAGCAGUGAAAAUUGAAAAUAAUGAUGACCCAAAGAAACGAAUUAAUGGAAGAAAUGCUCCUUGCUUCAAAAUGGAAAGAAAAUUGCAAAAAGUCGAUCUUGAUAAAUUUACCUCCAAUCAAGAUAAGCACAAAAAAAAAAUUGAGCAACAUGAGUGUGAUCUUUGUGAGUUCACUACAAAUCAGAAAUCAUAUCUCGAAAGACAUAUGAAUAUUCAUAUGAAUUUAAAACAACAUAAGUGUCAUUUAUGCAGUUAUAGUUCAAAUCAUAAACAUAAUGUCAAGACUCAUAUAGAUGCAGUUCAUAUAAAUUUGAAACAACACAAAUGUGACUUAUGUGAUUUUGCUUCAAAUCGAAAAGCUUAUCUCAAAAGACAUAUAGAAUCUGUUCAUAUGAAUUUAAAGCAGCAUAAGUGUCAUUUAUGCAGUUAUAGCUCAAAUCACAAGCAUAAUCUUGAUGCACAUGUAAGUGUUGUUCAUUUGAAUUUGAAACAACAUCAAUGUAAUUUCUGUGAUUUUGCUACAUAUUAUGAACGACAUCUCAAAACACAUAUAGAUUGUGUUCAUAUAAAUUCGAGGCAAUAUAAGUGUCAUUUAUGUGAGUUUGCUUCAAAUGAGAAACAUUAUCUCAAAAAACAUUUAAAUUCUGUUCAUUUGAAUUUAAAACCCCACAAGUGUAAUUUAUGUGAUUUUGCUUCAAAUCAAAAAUUUCCACUGAAAAAACAUAUUGAGUCAGCUCAUUCAAAUAUAGAGCAGAAAUAAUGUCAUGUGAUGUUUCAACCCUGAUAUUUGAUAUAUCCUCAUGGAAAAUAGUAGUAUCAGUCUUUUAUUAUGUUUUAAGGAAACUAGUGAAACUACUAUCAACUAGCCUUUGUCUUAAGAAAUUAUUAUUUUGUUUAUGCAUAAUGUGUUGUUAUUUAUUUGUUUGUUGAUUGUUUUCCAGUAUGAAUGGAAAUGGAAUUGAUAUUUUAUAUAUUGUUAAAUAGUAAAUAUCAUAUAAAUAAUAAAAAUAUUGAUGAAAAA